AUGACAAAGGAAAUCACUCAAGAGGAUAUUGAGAAGUUGAAGAAGGAGACGCAGAAGGAUUUUAAGAAGAAUGCGACUUGGUUGGCUGUUUUAUUCGUCAUUUUUGCAAGCAUAAUCUUCUACGUUAUUAUGUCACUUCCCUCUUUUACUCAAAAAGAAAGGGAUAUAUUGUUCAGAAUUCCUAGAGAAGGAAAAGACUUGGAUCAGAUGUCCAAGGUAAUCAUGAGCUAUUCUGAUACAAACUAUUAUACUAUGUUAGCAGCUUUCGUAUGUCUGUAUUUAUUCCUUCAGACAUUUUCGAUUCCUGGUCCAACAAUUUUAAGCAUUUUGUCAGGUGCUUUAUUUGGAGGAGUUAAAGGUACUUGAAUAGUUUCAGUUUCAGCAACUAUGGGUGCUUCUAUGGCUUACUGAGUCUCUUGGACUCUCGGAAAACCCCUAGUAGUUAGAUUAAUCCCAGGUGCAAUCAUUAAGUUCUCCUCAAUGGUGAAGGAACAUAGGCACAAUGUCCUAUCAUACUUGCUCUUUUUGAGAAUUACUCCGCUAUUACCUAGUAUAAUCAUUAAUAUAUCUUCGCCAAUUCUUGGAAUUCCGCUCCCAACCUUUAUGUUUGCCACAUUUGUCGGGCUGAUCCCAGUCAAUAUUGUGCAUUGCAGAACUGGACUAAUCCUCUCAGAGAUCAGCCAGCUUGGCGGUACAAGCAUCUUACAAAUUUUUUGGCUCUUCGUUAUUGGAGGAAUAGCACUGAUCCCCACACUUUUUAAGAAGAAGUUAGAAGAUAAAUUUGAUCAAGUGACUCAUGCCAAAGAGAACCAAAAGAAGGAUGAUUAAUUUCAAGAAAAUUUCACAAAA
Moneuplotes crassus is the source of this 849-nucleotide messenger RNA. The record is from the annotation of a GenBank genome assembly. NCBI's taxonomy places the organism in Eukaryota, Ciliophora, Spirotrichea, Euplotida, Euplotidae.